Molecule: messenger RNA, 2819 nt
Organism: Mesocricetus auratus (golden hamster)
Lineage: Eukaryota; Metazoa; Chordata; Mammalia; Rodentia; Cricetidae
Gene: Rbpjl
Product: recombination signal binding protein for immunoglobulin kappa J region like
Exons: 10
Coding region: 798-2468 (556 amino acids)
Biological process (GO): regulation of transcription by RNA polymerase II
Cellular component (GO): nucleus
Molecular function (GO): DNA-binding transcription activator activity, RNA polymerase II-specific; RNA polymerase II cis-regulatory region sequence-specific DNA binding
Source: RefSeq, a predicted model, not a curated record
GCGACCCCUCCCACUGGCAGGGAGCGAGCUCUCCCUCUGAGCACCCGGGCCCGGCAAGCGCAGCACCCCCCUUCUCCUGCCACUCUCGGGGCUGCAGGAGCGAGCUGCGGGCAGGCCGGAAUUCGGCUACAGCUGGAGUCGGGCGGCGACACUCCCGGCAGCCGGAAUGCUCUGGAAUUCUACACGAGACACUUCCCAGAGGAGAGCCCCAAGAGGCGGAGCGGUCCUGGCCGCCGCCUGCCUGGCCUGGCUGGGCUUCCGAGGACGCGCCCGGUUCUUGCCCUCCUCGGUCCCUUCCAGGAGUGAUGAAAGGCCGGCAUUCGGUCCUGCUAAUAGGGUAAAGGGACUCAAAAGGACAGCCUCAGCGUUCUUAGCUCUUUUCAGGGCCCAACCUGCUAAUUUCUCAAAUAUCUCCCACCAUGGGCUCAUUUAUAUGCUCCAUUUAGUUGUGUAAGCCUUAUGAAAUCCCAUCCUGCUAAACUCUCAGGCUGACAAGCAACAGACCCCAGAGAGCUGACUUCGCUCACCCUACAAAGCCAAUGUCUUGAUUCCCUGUGUUCGAAGAAAGGAAAGGCCCUGUAGCAAUAAGCCAGGUGUGCCGUUUGGGCUUCAAAGACUCUGAUGGCCCUGGGGCUUCGUUCACACGAGCACCCGUCUGUCUGCUGGAAGUGCGGCUGUGCCCCAGAUCUAGAGCUGGCAAAAGCUGUCUCCUGGGGUGAAGGCUUAAUUACUAUUUCUACAAAGCCCACCUCCAUCUGAAGACCAAGUGUAGGGCUUUAAACUGCAGCUCAUCCGCUAUGGCCUCAGACUACACCAGUCAGAAAGCCACCCACAUGGUGCAGCGCCUGGGUGAUCCUGGUGAGUUCUGUGCAGGCUUCAUGGAGCACAGAUAUGUGGCCCCUGGCCCAAGUCCUCCCCCUUGCCUGACAUUUCUUCCCCAGACCUCUCGGGGAACGCAGAGCAACCCCAGUUCCUACUUUGGCUUUGUGCCCGCUCAACCCUUGACUCCCCUUCCUGUGGCUGGUUGGCCCAUGCCCAUUCCUAGGUCACCCCCAGAGCACGCUGCCAUCCUGAGGGAAGGGGUGCGUGCAUGCCUGCAGCAACGAUGUGAACAGACUGUGUGGAUCCUGCAUGCCAAGGUGGCUCAGAAAUCCUAUGGAAAUGAGAAGAGGUUCUUCUGUCCUCCGCCCUGUGUCUACCUCGCCGGUCCAGGCUGGAGGGUAAAGCCAGUGCAAGACCAAGCCCACCAGUCUGCGGAGACCGGGCCCACCGUCUGCGGCUACAUGGGACUGGACGGUGCGUCCGGCAGCGCUCCCGAGACGCAGAAGUUGAAUUUCGAAGAACAGCCGGACUCAAGGGAAUUUGGUUGUGCCAAGACCCUGUACAUCUCUGACGCCGACAAGAGGAAGCACUUCCGUCUAGUGCUGCGGCUUGUGCUGCGAGGAGGCCGAGAGCUGGGUACCUUCCAUAGUCGCCUCAUCAAGGUGAUCUCCAAGCCCUCACAGAAGAAGCAGUCGCUGAAAAACACAGACCUGUGCAUCUCCUCGGGCUCAAAGGUCUCCCUUUUCAACCGCCUGCGCUCCCAGACAGUGUCCACACGCUACCUCUCUGUGGAAGAUGGAGCCUUUGUGGCCAGCGCAAGACAGUGGGCUGCCUUCACACUCCACCUGGCUGAUGAGCACCGUUCCCAAGGGGACUUCCCACCCCAGGAAGGUUACAUCCGCUAUGGCUCCCUGGUACAGCUUGUCUGCACAGUCACAGGCAUCACCCUGCCUCCUAUGAUCAUCCGCAAAGUAGCCAAGCAGUGUGCCCUCCUUGACGUGGACGAGCCCAUAUCCCAGCUGCACAAGUGCGCAUUCCAGUUUCCAGGUGACACUUCAGGAGAGGGUGGCACCUACUUAUGCCUUGCCACAGAGAAGGUGGUGCGAUUCCAGGCUUCCCUCUGUCCCAAGGAGGCCAAUAGGGCACUGCUCAACGACAGCUCUUGCUGGACCAUCAUUGGCACCGAGUCGGUGGAGUUUUCCUUCAGCACCAGCCUGGCCUGUACUCGGGAACCUGUCACUCCAGUGCCCCUCAUCAGCACUCUAGAGCUGAGUGGCGGAGGCGAUGUGGCCACGUUGGAGCUGCACGGAGAGAAUUUCCACGCUGGGCUCAAGGUGUGGUUUGGAGACGUGGAGGCAGAAACCAUGUACAGGAGCCCGCGGUCCUUGGUGUGCGUGGUGCCAGACGUGGCGGCCUUCGGCAGCGACUGGCGUUGGCUGCGCACUCCCAUCACGGUGCCGGUGAGCCUGCUGCGUGCAGAUGCUCUCUUCUACCCCAGCGCCUUCUCUUUCACCUACACCCCGGAAUACAGCGCGCGGCCGCGGCCGCCGGACUCGCACGAGCCCGCCCCUGAUGCAGACGCGCUUCUCGAGAGCAUCCACCACGAGUUUACGCGUACCAACUUCCACCUCUUCUGCCCCAGCUAGGCACCGCCACCUGCGACUGACACCCACUCGCAGCUGUCCCUUGGGAGCAUACAUUCGGCUUCCAUGCCCCUUAGCUAUGAAAGGGCAGGAGGGAGGGAAAUCUCUCACCUGUCCUCAGGCCACUCACUGUCCUCAGACAUACCGGAGCUAUCAAUCAUAAGUGAUGUUCUAAUGUCUUCACCUUGUGGGAUGUAGCUUGGUUUUUUGUAACCUCGUAGAUCUACCCUUCCAUCUUCGUCUCUUUCUGGCCCUUCCUGCAUCUUUGGCGGACUCUGAGGAUCCAAGCCUAAGGGAUUUGCCUUUCAGACAUCUGUGUCCCCACUUGAAAACAAGUACCACAAAGUACAGCUA